Camelina sativa (false flax) is the source of this 569-nucleotide messenger RNA. RefSeq names its product gibberellin-regulated protein 3-like. Lineage: Eukaryota; Viridiplantae; Streptophyta; Magnoliopsida; Brassicales; Brassicaceae. The record is from RefSeq and is a predicted model, not a curated record.
AACAAUAAAAUAUUUGGAUUUGCACUAUAAAUAUACCCAAAGAGGUGUUAGGUUUAUAUAAUCAUAGCCGAAAUACCAAAACGAGAAUCAGAGAUAAUAUUUUUUAUAUCUUGCACGAAACUGCAUGUUUUCAUUUUAACAAAAAAAAAAAAAAAAAAAAAACUGCAUGUUUUCGUAGACAUGGCAAUUAUCCGAAGUACACUGCUUUUAUUGCUUAUCCUCUUCUGUCACAUCACUUAUGAGCUUCAUGUUCACGCUGCUGAAGGUGCACAAGUCGGUGAAGGCGUAGUGAAAAUUGAUUGUGAUGGGAGAUGCAAAGGUAGAUGCAGCAAGUCGUCUAGGCCGAAUCUGUGUUUGAGAGCAUGCAACAGCUGUUGUUCCCGCUGCAACUGUGUUCCACCAGGCACAGCCGGAAACCACCACCUCUGCCCGUGCUAUGCCUCCAUUACCACUCGUGGUGGUCGCCUCAAGUGCCCUUAAUUUCUAUGUAUCACCGCAGCCAUAGUACUGUUUUAUAGUUUGAAAGAUAAAAUGUAUAAGAAAUAAUUACAGUUAAUGGUUCCUGAAAA